Prunus armeniaca (apricot) is the source of this 450-nucleotide messenger RNA. The record is from the annotation of a GenBank genome assembly. Lineage: Eukaryota; Viridiplantae; Streptophyta; Magnoliopsida; Rosales; Rosaceae.
AUGCAACUCCCCACACAAAACUCUCGUCUGGGGACUUGGGGGAUUUCUAUUUGUGAGUAUCUCUUUACAGAUCGAAGAGGACUUGAGAGACUUCUCGGUGUGGAAGCGAUGAUGCCUUCACUACAAGAUCCUGAGCGCUUCAACUUAUGGGGUGCAAAAGUCAAUCGGGAUGGUCUUGUCACGUUGAUGCGUGGAUGCAAAGAUUUGGUGAUGUUGGAUGCCAGAGAUUGUUCUGGUUUCGAUGAGAACGACGAUGAAAUAUCAAAGAUUGCGUCUCAUAUUAGUCAAUUUAUGUGCGAGGGUUAUGAAUUUCCUGAAUGUCUUUGUGGUAUGGACAAUUUUGUUCUUCAUGUUGAUGGAUACUCAUUUCAUCUGCAUGUGGAGGAGACAUGGGAUGAAAUGCUCAAUGAUUUGCGCAAUGCGUUCAAUGAUUUGGGCGACGAGGAAUGA